AUGGCAUUGUCCCUUGUGCGCAUGGUGCGCCUUGCCCUGGUUGGUCUGGUGGCAUUCACUUCAACUGUCUCAGCACUACCUGCACCUCCAGUCCCUCGCAGCACGGUCCUGGCUCCUGACGCUGAUCCGUUCUAUCAGCCGCCUGCUGGCUUCGCAUCUGAGGCACCUGGGACAAUCCUGAGCCAACGCGACAUCACUGCCGCGUUCUUCGGUCUCAUCCCAAUUGACGUGGAAGCCUAUCAGCUGCUUUACCGCACGACUGCAGUCAAUGGCUCGGCCAUUGCAACAGUUACGACGGUGUUCAAGCCGAAGGACGCGAAGCUAGAUCGUUUCGUUUCCUUUGCCACGGCCUACGAUAGCUCGGCGACGAAAUGUCAGCCUCGCUAUGCCUACCAGCUUGGUGCGCCACAGGACAGUUUGAUCGCUUCGGUCGAGCUAUUAAUCAUUGAGAUCUAUCUUGCUCUUGGGUACACCGUCGCUUCUCCCGACUAUGAGGGACCGGAGGCUGCAUUUGGACCUGGUCGUCUCGCGGGUAUGGGUGUAUUGGAUGGUAUCCGUGCCGUGGAGAGCUUCAAGACCUUAGGUCUCGACGAUAACCCCAUGGUUGUCGGCAUGGGCUAUUCAGGCGGUGCCAUUGCUACCGGCUGGGCAGCUUCUCUGCAGCCCAAGUACGCGUCAGAGCUGAACAUCAAGGGCUGGGUGCAGGGUGGAACUCCCUCGAACGUCACCGGCACGAUGUAUCAGCUUGACAACACAGCCUUCAGUGGUUUACUGCCCCCAGCUAUUGCUGGUCUCUCAAAGUCAACCGCCUACGGUGCCGAGCUGGCCCCUUUCAUUAGCGAGGUCAUGACGGCCGAUGGCCAAAAGAUACUGGACUCUACUCUUUCCGAAUGCGCCACUACGAAUCUCUUGGCGUUCUUCGAGCGGUCAAUCUUUGAAACUAGCUUCCAAACGAUGGGUGAGGAUUUCAUCUUCGACCCGAUCGUUCAGUCUGUGUUGAAGCAGAACAACAUGGCUGCCAACAAGGACGAGACCCCGACGGCGCCAACCUUUGUGUACCAUGCUACAAAUGACGAGGUCAUCCCUUACGCAGAUGCCGAAAAGAUGGUUAAUUCCUGGUGCGACUGGGGUGCGAACGUCAAGUUUACUACUUAUGCCAGCGGUGGUCAUGCGACUACUGAAAUCAUUGCCAUUCUGGAUGUUAUCAAUUUUGUCAAGGACGCAUUUGCUGGCACGACCAAGAGUGGCUGCACUGAGAAUACUGAGCUUAUCAGUAUCCUCAACCCGAUUGCUCUUGGUGUUCAGCUUGAGCCUAUUCUGGUGAAGCUCGUUGAUGCGCUGUUCAAUCUUGGUGAACAGGACUCAAAGGUCAAGAGCGACCCUGUCGGAGUGCUCAGCACCAAUCUUUAA
Messenger RNA from Penicillium mononematosum, 1410 nucleotides. RefSeq lists its product as uncharacterized. Bases 1 to 1410 code for a protein of 469 amino acids. The transcript has a single exon. The record is from RefSeq and is a predicted model, not a curated record. Gene Ontology annotation, biological process: lipid catabolic process. NCBI's taxonomy places the organism in Eukaryota, Fungi, Ascomycota, Eurotiomycetes, Eurotiales, Aspergillaceae. Gene Ontology annotation, molecular function: triacylglycerol lipase activity.